AUGGCGGAAUUAUAUCCAGAUGACUUUGAUGAAUCUAAUAUGAAUGCUCUUAGGAAUCAACUUGCAAGUUAUAUUGUUGAUGUUCGUGAUGUUGAUGAAAGGUUCUCCGAUAUAAAUGGGCUUUGUGAUCUUUCCAAAAGAUUAGUUCAGACAAAGAAAUAUUUUACUUAUUCUUUGGUAUUCCGUUUAGUGAAACUUGCUCUACUUCUACCAGUUGUCACUGCCUCCGUUGAAAGAGUUUUUUCGGCAAUGAAGUUUAUUAAGAAUGACUUGCGGAGCCAAAUGAGUGAUGAUUUUUUUAGUGGUUGUUUGGUGCCUUAUUUAGAAAAAGAUGUAUUUGAUAGUAUUUCUAAUGAUGCUAUUAUUAAGACAUUUCAAGAUAUGAAACCUCGUAGAAUACAAUUGUAA
Molecule: messenger RNA, 408 nt
Organism: Solanum dulcamara
Lineage: Eukaryota; Viridiplantae; Streptophyta; Magnoliopsida; Solanales; Solanaceae
Exons: 1
Coding region: 1-408 (135 amino acids)
Source: RefSeq, a predicted model, not a curated record